Xylaria bambusicola is the source of this 5369-nucleotide messenger RNA. RefSeq lists its product as uncharacterized. The record is from RefSeq and is a predicted model, not a curated record. The coding region runs from base 1 to 4683 and encodes 1560 amino acids. The transcript has 2 exons. NCBI's taxonomy places the organism in Eukaryota, Fungi, Ascomycota, Sordariomycetes, Xylariales, Xylariaceae.
AUGCCUGCGUCCUUCACUCAGCGUCCACACCCCUCAUACCGCGCCUUGCCGCAUGCCCAAGAAGAUGCUAAUGCUGAAUACUAUCCUUUAGCGGACUAUCAGUCGUCGGCAAGCGGUACCAUUCGCUAUCUUGCAGAUGUCCCCCAUAUCCCGACACCGUCAUGGCCCGCGCAAGUUGACCAUACCGCCUUUGAUAAAACGAACGCAAGCCCCGACUCGAGUUGCUCUGGGGCGACACCGACUUGGCUCCCGUAUACACUACGUUGGCUUUGUCUGACAUCCAUCCUUGCCUUCACCGCUGUGUUGGAGAUCCUGGUGGUAAUCGCUCACGCGAUAUCAGCCCACCGAAAGGGUCUUGUCGCCGACGAUGGGUCAGGAAGCAUCGUCAUCUUUUCGAAAUUGGUCCCGACACUACUCGCUGUCUCUCAAGGCAUACUUCUGUCGAUACUGCUCAACGAUGUCCGGCGCACACAGCCAUUCGCCAAUCUCGCUUCACCAUCUGGUGCCUCGGCCGCACAGUCUCUUACUUGGAUAGCUGAUGCCUGGUGGGAGUGCCUCCUAUCGAGCCUGCCAAAGCGCCAUGUGAAGAAGACCGAUUGGGCCAUGUUAUGCGCCACUGUCGCUUUCAUGUUCAGCUUCCUGGUCAUGUCCCCUUUCUCCUCGACAUUGUUCGUUUCCCAGGACGUCCUUUUCGCCGAGGAAGUACCAUUUUCUCAACUUGACAUAUCUUCAGCUCUACCACUUCAAAGUAACCCAAUAGGUACUACGUACUUCCGCACCGUGAGCAGUCUUCUUCAGAAUGUCACAACCUCGGCAUGGAUCACCGACAGCUAUGCUGUGCUACCUUUUUGGCCAUCAACGAUGGGCAGCGCACCGUUGGGGCCAAUACUCUCUGAUUCGGUACAGACGUGGUCAGCAAAGACUACGGUAUUUGACGUCGAGGUUAACUGUGAGCAAAUGAACCUUGUCGAGUUUGUUUCUGUGGAUUGGUUUACACCUGAAUUGAACACCACAAUCCCAUCGCAUAGAGUUAGGCUUUUAUCUCCAUCAGGAUGUGCUCUUAACUUGACUCUCCUUGAUGGGGGAGACCUCGCUGGUAUUGGUGGGGCAGUAUGGUCUAACUUGCGGGAGAUCAAUAGUACUACUACCUUUGGUUCGGGCUUUGACAGCCCGUUGAAUAUCAGUGGGUGUAUGCAGGACGAAAUUAUCUUCCUUUCCACAUCUCUUUACCAGGCUACUUUCGCAAAUGCUACGGUGAUAGGCCAAGCUUGUACAACGAGUUAUUUCACGGGGAAUCCUAGCGUCACCGUCACACUUUCCAAAAGCGCUUCCUUGGUAGAAGUAGAUGAGCUCGAAUAUUUGUCUGUUCGCGAGCUUAUUCCUAAUAACGUUGCCGACCUGCCAUCAUUCCAGCGCGUUUUUCUGAAUAACACGAACUGGAACGUGCAUCUAAGAAAGCCUCUGGGAAGCCGGCGUGCUUUUGCUUCAGGUCCGGCGAUUAUGUUAUCAGCACUAUACGACUUCUCCCCGGAGAAAAUGGCGGCCGACUCGUCUUUUACACAAAAUGCCGGGCGUGUGAAACAGCGCUUUUUUGGCGAGUUACUGCGUGAUGUCUUUGACACUACAUCCAUAAGCGACGCAGUCAAGACGACCGGGACUAUCGCAGACACGAAACGACGAGUGGUAGCCGUAUCUGCUGUGGCUAUAAUAUUGGAAACAUCCCUAUUGCUGCAACUAAUCCUUUUGUCUACUGUUUUCGUUACCACACGGCUAUCCAGGCGACCACUGGGGCUCUUUGGGGACCCCGCGCCGCCUAUCCGCGUAGCAAAAUUAAUCUCGAAUGAAGCGAACACAUUACAGUCACUCGACAGCUUACAUAGUGCUUCUUCAAAAGAACUGGAAUGUUCGUUGUCGGAUAAAAGAUAUUUGUUGAGCCAAGGCCGAAUUCGUCUCGUUACUGGUGAAUAUCCUCAGGAUACCGCCAACAAGUCCACUUCACAAGAAAAAGGGUCACAUCAGCCUACAUUUCUGAAUUCUGCCCACACUGAAAAGCAAUCGCACACCUUCUCGAUGUGGAUGUUUGUCAUACUUAUCUUCUUACUUUCGGCUGUGUUAACCGCAGUAGCUUAUCUUUUCUGGUACUCCGAUGCUGUAGGGCUCUAUCAAACUGCCUUCGUAUAUGCCUUUGAUGUUUCUGUUGGCGGCCUUGAUCUGGGGGAUGUGAACCCAGCUUCGCUUAUCACAACUCUGGUCGCAGUCAGUAUUGGCCUCUGGUGGGGCUCGCUUGACACAGCACUUCGGAGAAUCCAACCAUACCUAGUUCUUGCGAAUAAGCCGAUCACCAGGUCUAGCUCAGAAGGAGUCUCGAUCUCAUAUAUUUCUUCAUAUCUACUGUGGGCAGCUUGGAGGGCGUUGAAGCGUAGCCACUGGGUGUUAGCUCUGGUAUGCACUGGCGCCUUUCUAUCGGAGAUACUUACCAUUGCGAUGUCAUCACUCUGGUCUAGAGAGGCUGGGACGCUACCGCUUCAAGUAGACGUACAGCGACAACUCGAGUUACGGCAAGUUCCACAACUAUCAGCCGGGACCCAGCAGUUCACAUCCCACGCAGGUAAUUAUAAGAAAACUAUUCUUGCAGAACUAUUUGAGAACAUGAGGACAUCGUGGAUAUACGGUGCCGCAGUACAGACAUCGCUUAACGGAUCGGAACCGCCAUGGAGUUCGGGAGGUUGGAGUUUCGUUCCGUAUGAUUUGUCUAUGGUACCCUCCACAAAGCUUCAGAACACGGGAAAUCAAACGGCGGCACCCAAAUAUCCAACAAAUGCUACUAUAGAGACUUCGGCGAUCCGUGCACGGCUUGAGUGCUCUCCAUACGAGCACCUGAAUCUGGAAGAGAGCAAGACCUGGCUCACUGAAUGGGAUUUAACUAACAGUACGCAAUGGGUUAGAGAUAAGGACGCAAAAGCCCUGUCUCGUGGCUUUGAACUCGGAUUGUCCGGGGAUGGGUACAACGGUACUGGCGUUGAAAACGUCUUGCUCUACUUAGACCAACAACCCAACGUCGAGGGGAACUACUCAACAUUCUUUGCUAACAACAAGAGAUUCCAAUGCUGCCAAAACAAGACCGACAAUGAGCAGAUAACCCCGGGCUCGGUGGGGUAUUGGUCACCCAAUUUGCGGAAUGGGUCGUCCUACCCCGACUUCGCCGGAGCAUGGCCGACAAACUUCACGAUCAAGUGGAUUCAUGGUCUACCUGUAGAGGGCUAUUGUGGCAUCCAAAGAGACGGGGGAUGCUUUCCUCGACUGAUGUGGGCUGAAAAACCUCGGAUGGCUGUUCUGAACUGCAUGCCUAUCAUUGAGACAGCAGAUGCUACAGUUACAGUCGAUGGGGCAGGUGGGAAUGUGGUCGAGUUUUCGCUUCAUGCGGAACCACAACCUGAUCUCUAUGCAUGGUCGGACGAUUUCAAACAGCACAAAUACAACAAUUCACUAUCUGGCUUUGAAAUUAAUAUCACAACGUCUCAUGGAGUCCUCUUUGUCACUGCGCUUCUUGGAGCAGCGGAUCUGGAUGAGAUUCAAGGAACCAACCUGAAUUACCUCUACACAGAAUCCGAAAGCAUCGAUGAUCAAACUUUUAACAUUCGCCAGCCCGGUCUAAACGUCGACUUGAUGACGUACUCGAUGCUAUCGCUCGUGAACUACGACCACGAAGCGCUGCUUGACUUGGACACGCUGAAGUACACAGCCCAGCAAACGUUCACCGCUCUGUUUCAACACUUCGCUAGCAAUAAUGUCUCAACUGCCACUGGUGGUUAUGUAUUCCAACCGCCCGGAGAAAGGCUUCCUGAUGAUCUCGAUGGACCGACGACUAAGAGCCCAAGAGCCGAUGAGGUGCCUGUUAGUGAAACAGUCACGAUGCAUAUCUCUCGUUCAGUUGAGCUCUUGAAGAUCUCUAAACCUGCAGCAUGGAUCUGCCUAUUGAUAUUGGCUUAUCUGAUUGUCGUAGGGGUCACAUUAACAAUCGCGUCCCAAAAAUAUCGCACUGUGCUCCUCAGACGGAUCAAUAGCAUCGCUGACGUAGCCGUGCUUAUGGCAGGAAGCCAUCGGCUUCUAGAAUUAGCCCGAGAGAAGACUAUCGACAGGUUCAAGCUCGACUCGGGGACGAAGGUGCGGCUAGGUUGGUUUAACGACAAGAAUGGGGCAAUGAGAUGGGGUAUCGAGGUUGUUGGGGAAGAACAGAGCGAGGUGACUAAUGCUCUACUGAAUAAUAACGGAACCUCACAUUUGCAGAAUGACAAUCCACCUUAUGCCACGGUUAGCUCGAGCGGAUAUUUCACAUCGAGAUCUCAGACGGCGGUCAACGAAUCGUCAGCAACUCCUUUCGGAUCUCAAAGCGGAGUCUCGUUGCUCCGUGAGCCAGGUGAGGCUCAGAUCGCCCACCGGGAAAAUGUUCCAGCUAGAAAGCAGAAUGCAGAGGCUUUCCCUAUCUACGGCUUCGAAUCGCAGUCUUUGAUUCCCAAUGUGAACCGUCAGGCGAGAUCUCAUCCCUUGUCUAGCACUAGGACACCCAGUAUUGUUCAUUCGAUUGAUCUCGGCAUGGGCGAGAGGCCGUUCAUGGACUACCAUGUAGAAGAUACAUCUCUCCGAAAUAUGAAUUCUGAACAGGACUCGCUAAUACGGCGGUAAACCACUAACGGAAAUCACAAGCCCGUGCUAGGAUCGGCUGAUCGUUUAGUAAACGAUAUGGACAUACGAAUGAACUAGUGGCUGCGUGUGUCCAUUCUGCGCACGCUGUCUGGAAUCACCCUAGAUCAGGAUCAUGGUCAGGGUCACGAGAUGGUACCAGCAAUAUGCGUUGCUGCGCCUGCAGCUCAGGAUAGCAUACCGGCUUGCGAGCAACGCUAGCUCCAUAGCCAUGGACUCUCCCCCAUGGCUCUCAUACCCGCCUGUACGUAUACGAUGGCUGCUUUCUGAGUUUUGGCUGACUCUAUCUGUCCACUUAGUUCAUCUAAGACUAUGGUGACUUGUUCGUGAUCAGAAAAAAAGCAGACUGGGUAUAGCGGCGGCGAAUUGGCCUAUUGUCACUACUUUAUAUAGCUCAAUAAUCGAUCACAACUGUUCUUGUAGAUCUUGAAUCCCACUCUCGUCAACCCUCAGCACAACCCAAUCUCCCAUGACUCUCGCGCCAAUCUUUUGAUAGAAGCGCAAUGCGCGCUCGUUGCUUUUGAGACACACCCACUCCAUUUUCACACAGCCCAUCUUCGCCGCUUCUCUAGCCAUGACUUUGAUCAACAGUUGAGCAUAGCCCUUGGAUCGGUAUUGCGGCUCCACAUAGAGCUCUUCCAGGCAGACUCCUGGAGCUGCCCUCCAAG